Molecule: messenger RNA, 30939 nt
Organism: Coregonus sp. 'balchen'
Lineage: Eukaryota; Metazoa; Chordata; Actinopteri; Salmoniformes; Salmonidae
Source: the annotation of a GenBank genome assembly
GAUGGCGUCUCCUUGGCCGGCUCGGUUGCCGGAGACAAGUCCGACACCCUCGGCUCUGCUGCCUCUGGCAAGAAGAGGGGUGGAGGACAGAAGAAGCAGAUACAAGCCAACAAAUCUGCUCUCCGAGCUCCCCGAGCCCUCUGCUGCCUCACCCUCAGUAACCCCAUCCGCAUGGCUGCCUUAGCCCUUGUUGAAUGGAAAUAUCCUUCAAUGAUGAUGUACCUCUGUGUGUGUGUGUGUGUGUGUGUGUGCAUGUGUGUGAGUUAGCAUUUAAACCCCCUACAGUGUUGAGAGACCCUAUUAAAGGUCUGAAUCACAUACAAGCAUUUUUUGUAACAAAAUUGUGUAGAUUUUCAAAACAGAGUCCACGAGACACAGACCUCUGUGGCCUUUCGCAAAACAGUAAAUGCAUUUUCAAAAUGCAGUGGUCUUCUCAAAACAUAAAUACAUUCAUCAUAACUAUAUUAUACCACCAAAAUUAUUCCAAAUAUAUUUAUCAAAAGAGCACAACUGCCUGUAAAAAGAAUAACGCAACCGUAACAGAAAGUUAGUCUGUCUUUAAAAAAUUCCAGUUGAUCAAUACAUUUUCUUUGCAGUCAGUAAAUCAAGAUGAUCAACAUUGGAAGUACAACUAUCCAAUGGUGCAGUAUUAUGGGCAAUUACUCUCCUUUUAUGCGUAUUUUAUAAAACAAUUUCAUACACAUCAAAUCAAAUAUUAUUCCUUAUAAAAAAUUUAAAUUAAAAUAAGCACAUUGUUUUCAGGAUUCAUUCGUUGGUAUCAUCAAAAUCCAAUUCCGUGUAUUCAAUUCAUAGGCUGGUUUACUCAUAGUUUUGUAGACUUUACAUUGGCGCACAGAAAAACUAAAUAGAAAUAAGGAAAGGUGAUUACAAUAGAGGAACACAACUGAUAUGAAUGUAUAGGCCUCAAGCAUCACCAAAACAAAGCUCUAUAAUGUAGGCCUGGGAUGAUACCAGUAUCGCGAUACUCAUUAGUGUCGUGGCAAGGAAACAAAACACGAAGUGGAUUUAUCUUCUUUAGGAAAACAGCCCUAAUGUUGGAAACAAAUAUCAUUAUGUUGUCAUCCAGAAUCACAUUUAUUUAUUUUAAAGCUAUAGUAAACACUAUUUUACAUACAGCAGGUUUGUAAAGGACCAAAGAGUGAGAGCUGCUUUGUGGUUUCAUUUUUGCCACGGAAAAAAUAUUGCGAUACUGAUAUCGUCCCGGCCCUACUAUAAUGGAAGGUCAAAAUGUUGGAAAUGAUGACUUAGGAGUAACCCAAAGUUACUUAGAAGUAACCCAACUUCAUUUGCUGCAUCUCUGCAUGUCCACACUGCCAAUGUGUUAUAGUCUGUGAACAAAACACUUAACACUGAAUGUUGUAUUCACUGAUGACAUUUGUAUUUAAAGUUUGGCAAAACGUGGGCUAAGAUAUGCAAGUCAGGUACUAAGGCAAGAAAAUGAUCAGAAGUUCUGUAAAUGUAUUUGAACAUUUGAUCAUUGCUGUUCUGCUGUAGAUACGUUUCAACACAGAUCCAAAAAUUGCUUGUACGCGAUUGAGAAAAACUGUAAAUCAAUGAUGCAUUCAAUGUGGUGUUUAGUGUUUACCCUUAACUGUGGUCCUGCAGACCUUUUGAUAUUUUCAUUCUACUUGCUAUCUUUGCCAACUGUGUGGCCCUGGGUGUAUCUAAACCCUUCCCAGAGGAGGACUCCAAUUCCACCAACCACAACUUGGUGAGUUGGUGCAAGGCGGCUGAUACAGAGGCUGAGGUGUCAGUCAGGGAGAUCAUAGAGGCUGAAGAGAGGGUUAUUUUGGGAGUGCUAUAUAAGGACCAAACCUGGGUUAAAAUAGAGAUAUUUGAAAUCUGCUUAAUUUAGCUUGCUUGGCGCAAUUGAAUCAGUGGAAUGCUCCUUAAAGUGCAAAACCCAUCUGGGACUCAAGCAAAUGCUCAAAGUAUUUGAACAAUUUCAAAUAUAUUUGAACCCAUGUCAAUUGAAUCAAUUGACGAAAGGCGAUCAGAAAAGCCUGGAAGCCUCGUUGUGAGAUGUAGCAUAUCAAAGGAUGUAUCAAAAUACUAUGGAAAACAGGUAGAUUACAACAGUUUCAGAGAAGUUAGGGGUGUAAUCCUAAACCAUAAUAGUGUUAAAGAGGAAAAGUUGGGGUCUGACUCCAUCACCACGUCAAGCCCCUCGAACCUGAUCUGUGAUCUGUUAUAGAUUACAAUUCCAAAUAGUCUAUAUAUGUCUCUGCUCUCAUAGGCACUGGUUAUCCAGUUGAAGUCGGAAGUUUACAUAUACUUAGGUUGGAGUCAUUAAAACUUGUUUUUCAACCACUUCACAAAUGUCUUGUUAACCAACUAUAGUUUUGGCAAGUCGGUUAGGACAUCUACUUUGUGCAUGACACAAGUAAUUUUUCCAACAAUUGUUUACAGACAGAUUAUUUCACUUAUAAUUCACUGUAUCACAAUUCCAGUGGAUCAGAAGUUUACAUACACUAAGUUGACUGUGCCUUUAAACAGCUUGAAAAAUACCAGAAAAUGAUGUCAUGGCUUUAGAAGAUUAUCAUAGGCUAAUUAACAUAAUUUGAGUCAAUUGGAGGUGUACCUGUGGAUGUAUUUCAAGGCCUACCUUCAAACUCAGUGCCUCUUUGCUUGACAUCAUGGGAAAAUCAGAAGAAAUCAGCCAAGACCUCAGAAAAUAAAUUGUAGACCUCCACAAGUCUGGUUCAUCCUUGGGAGCAAUUUCCAAAUGCCUGAAGGUACCACGUUCAUCUGAACAAACAAUAGUACGCAAGUAUAAACACCAUGGGACCACGCAGCCGUCAUACCGCUCAGGAAGGAGACGCGUUCUGUCUCCUAGAGAUGAACGUACUUUGGUGCGAAAAGUGCAAAUCAAUCCCAGAACAACAACAAGGGACCUUGUGAAGAUGCUGGAGGAAACAGGUACAAAAGUAUCUAUAUCCACAGUAAAACAAGUCCUAUAUCGACAUAACCUGAAAGGCCGCUCAGCAAGGAAGAAGCCACUGCUCCAAAACUGCCAUAAUAAAGCCAGACUACGGUUUGCAACUGCACAUGGGGACAAAGAUCGUACUUUUUGGAGAAAUGUCCUCUGGUCUGAUGAAACAAAAAUAGAACUGUUUGGCCAUAAUGACCAUCGUUAUGUUUGGAGGAAAAAGGGGGUUGCUUGCAAGCCGAAGAACACCAUCCCAACCAUGAAGCAUGGGGGUGGCAGCAUCAUGCUGUGGGGGUGCUUUUCUGCAGGAGGGACUGGUGCACUUCACAAAAUAGAUGACAUCAUGAGGAAGGAAAAUUAUGUGGGUAUAUUGAAGCAACAUCUCAAGACAUCAGUAAGGAAGUUAAAGCUUGGUCGCAAAUGGGUCUUCCAAAUGGACAAUGACCCCAAGCAUACUUCCAAAGUUGUGGCAAAAUGGCUUAAGGACAACAAAGUCAAGGUAUUGGAGUGGCCAUCACAAAGCCCUGACCUCAAGCCUAUAGAAAUGUUGUGGGCAGAACUGAAAAAGCGUGUGCGAGCAAGGAGGCCUACAAACCUGACUCAGUUACACCAGCUCUGUCGGGAAGAAUGGGCCAAAAUUCCCCCAACUUAUUGUGGGAAGCUUGUGGAAGGCUACCCAAAACGUUUGACCCAAGUUAAACAAUUUAAAGGCAAUGCUACCAAAUACUAGUUGAGUGUAUGUAAACUUCUGACCCACUGGGAAUGUGAUGAAGGAAAUAAAAAGCUGAAAUAAAUAAUUCUCUCUACUAUUAUUCUGACAUUUCACAUUCUUAAAAUAAAGUGGUGAUCCUAACUGACCUAAGACAGGGAAUUGUUACUAGGAUUAAAUGUCAGGAAUUGUGAAAAACAGAGUUUAAAUGUAUUUGGCUAAGGUGUACGUAAACUUCCGACUUCAACUAUAGCUCACUCAUAAUAAACAAAAAGGCCUACAUGAGCAGAAUAAAGCAAGGAAUUUAGAGGUAGAGAUAUGGGGGUGGACAAUGUAAUCUUUUAGACAAUGUAAUCUUUUAGUAGAGUGAUAUUUUAUUAGUAUACCCUUGAGGGAAUUCCUCGAAUGGGAGUGGAGUGUGGGGAUGGGGGGUAGUACACUACCUCAUCAUGCUGAGUCUGUCUCGUCCAUCUGCUUGGCUGUGGGGCAGGAGAGUGGUUGGUAAGUACUGUACUUAUGUCCCUCCGCCGUGGAUCCCUUUAUUGGAUUAGACUUGUGGAGGGGAACUCAGGCUGAAGUCUGAGGCUUCACUGUAAUACCCCCCUCUCUACUAUAGUGAUUCCAGUAUGAAAACUUUACAGUGAUUUACAGCACAUUAACACUCAAACAUAACAUACACUAUAUAUACAAAAGUAUGUGGAUACCCCGUCAAAUUAGUGGAUUCAGCUGUUACAGCCACAUCCAUUGCUGACGUGUAUAAAAUCGAGCACACAGCCAUGCAAUCUCCAUAGACAAACAUUGGCAGUAGAAUGGCCUCACUGAAGAGCUCAGUGUCUUUCAACGUGGCACCGUCAUAGGAUGCCACCUUUCCAACAAGUCAGUUAGUCAAAUUUCUGCCCUGCUAGAGCUGCCCCGGUCAACUGUAAGUGGUGUUAUUGUGAAGUGGAAACGUCUAGAAGCAACAACGACUCAGCAGCAAAGUGGUAGGCCACACAAGCUCACAGAACGGGACCGCCGAGUGCUGAAGCGCGUAGCACAUAAAAAUCAUCUGUCCUCGUUGCAACUCUCACUACCGAGUUCCAAACUGCCUCUAGAAAGCAACGGCAGCACAAUACAGUGAAGGAAAAAAGUAUUUGAUCCCCUGCUGAUUUUGUACGUUUGCCCACUGACAAAGACAUUAUUAGUCUAUAAUUUUAAUGGUAGGUUUAUUUGAACAGUGAGAGACAGAAUAACAACAAAAAAAUCUAGAAAAACGCAUGUCAAAAAUGUUAUAAAUUGAUUUGCAUUUUAAUGAGGGAAAUAAGUAUUUGACCCCUCUGCAAAACAUACUUGGUGGCAAAACCCUUGUUGGCAAUCACAGAGGUCAGACGUUUCUUGUAGUUGGCCACCAGGUUUGCACACAUCUCAGGAGGGAUUUUGUCCCACUCCUCGUUGCAGAUCUUCUCCAAGUCAUUAAGGUUUCGAGGCUGACGUUUGGCAAUUCGAACCUUCAGCUCCCUCCACAGAUUUUCUAUGGGAUUAAGGUCUGGAGACUCGCUAGGCCACUCCAGGACCUUAAUGUGCUUCUUCUUGAGCCACUCCUUUGUUGCCUUGGCCGUGUGUUUUGGGUCAUUGUCAUGCUGGAAUACCCAUCCACAACCCAUUUUCAAUACCCUGGCUGAGGGAAGGAGGUUCUCACCCAAGAUUUGACGGUACAUCGUCCCUUUGAUGCGGUGAAGUUGUCCUGUCCCCUUAGCAGAAAAACACCCCCAAAGCAUAAUGUUUCCACCUCCAUGUUUGACGGUGGGGAUGGUGUUCUUGGGGUCAUAGGCAGCAUUCCUCCUCCUCCAAACACGGCGAGUUGAGUUGAUGCCAAAGAGCUCGAUUUUGGUCUCAUCUGACCACAACACUUUCAACCAGUUCUCCUCUGAAUCAUUCAGAUGUUCAUUGGCAAACUUCAGACGGGCCUGUAUAUGUGCUUUCUUGAGCAGGGGGACCUUGCGGGCGCUGCAGGAUUUCAGUCCUUCACGGCGUAGUGUGUUACCAAUUGUUUUCUUGGUGACUAUGGUCCCAGCUGCCUUGAGAUCAUUGACAAGAUCCUCCCGUGUAGUUCUGGGCUGAUUCCUCACCGUUCUCAUGAUCAUUGCAACUCCACGAGGUGAGAUCUUGCAUGGAGCCCCAGGCCGAGGGAGAUUGACAGUUCUUUUGUGUUUCUUCCAUUUGCGAUUAAUCACACCAACUGUUGUCACCUUCUCACCAAGCUGCUUGGCGAUGGUCUUGUAGCCCAUUCCAGCCUUGUGUAGGUCUACAAUCUUGUCCCUGACAUCCUUGGAGAGCUCUUAGGGCUUGGCCAUGGUGGAGAGUUUGGAAUCUGAUUGAUUGCUUCUGUGGACAGGUGUCUUUUAUACAGGUAACAAGCUGAGAUUAGGAGCACUCCCUUUAAGAGUGUGCUCCUAAUCUCAGCUCGUUACCUGUAUAAAAGACACCUGGGAGCCAGAAAUCUUUCUGAUUGAGAGGGGGUCAAAUACUUAUUUCCCUCAUUAAAAUGCAAUUCAAUUUAUAACAUUUUUGACAUGCGUUUUUCUGGAUUUUUUUGUUGUUAUUCUGUCUCUCACUGUUCAAAUACACCUACCAUUAAAAUUAUAGAUUGAUCAUUUCUUUGUCAGUGGGCAAACGUACAAAAUCAGCAGGGGAUCAAAUACUUUUUUCCCUCACUGUAACUGUUCGUCGGGAGCUUCAUAAAAUGGGUUUCCAUGGCAGAGCAGCUGCACACAAGCCUAAGAUCACCAUGCAGAAUGCCAAGCAUCGGCUGGAGUGGUAUAAAGCUCGCCGCCAUUGGAAUCUGGAGCAGUGGAAACGCGUUCUCUGGAGUGAUGAAUCAUGCUUCACCAUCUGGCAGUCCGACUGACAAAUCUGGGUUUGGCGGAUGCCAGGCGAACGCUACCUGCCCGAAUGCAUAGUGCCAACUGUAAAGUUUGGUGGUGGAGGAAUAAUGGUUUGGGGCUGUUUUUCAUGUUUCGGGCUAGGUCCCUUAGUUCCAGUGAAGGGAAAUCUUAACACAACAGUAUACAAUGACAUUCUAGACAAUUCUGUGCUUCCAACUUUGUGGCAACAGUUUGGGGAAGGCCCUUUCCUAUUUCAGCAUGACAAUGCCGCCGUACACAAAGCGAGGCCCAUACAGAAGUGGUUUGUCGAGAUCGGUGUGGAACAACUUGACUGGCCUGCACAGAGCCCUGACCUCAACCUCAUCGAACACAUUGGGAUGAAUUGGAACGCCUCAUCAAAAGAGAACCAUCACGCUCUCCCAGAAGCUUGGCUGGUGCGUAAAACCCGCAAAUUCAGACAAACAAAAAUAUAUUUUUUUGAGUGCAAACCCAUUAUACCUUUUUUGGGGGAUUAAUUGGAACGCCGACUGUGAGCCAGGCCUAAUCGCCCAACAUCAGUGCCAGACCUCAGUAAUGGCUGAAUGGAAGCAACUCCCCGCAGAAAUGUUCCAACAUCUAGUGGAAAGCCUUUCUGGAAGAGUGAAGGCUGUUAUAGCAGCAAAGGGGAGACCAACUCCAUAUUAAUGCCCAUGAUUUUGGAGAGAGAUGUUCAACGAGCAGGUGUCCACAUUCUUUUGGUCAUGUAGUGUAUGUACAUGGACACAUACAAUGCCUCUUAGUAUUGUGUUAAUAAAUACUUAUAUGGUAAUGGUCCUCACUUCAGGGACUUCAGCUGUCCUGAGUUGAAUAGAAUGAAGCAAUCGCUGUCUUCAUUCAUUCAUUACACUACAGUUUAUCGUUCCAUAGUUAAGGUACUGUAUAUUGACCUUCUAAUCUGUCACAUCACCUUGUUUGACCACGAUGCUAUAGCCAGGUUUUGGCUGCAUUCCUAUUCCAGCCUGAUGCCUAGCGACUGUGGUGCCAGAGAUUAGCAGCAUUAAGAAGCAUUAGUCCAAGGGUUACUGACUAGCGCUCUAGUGACUGGCUUAUUAAACCUGUUUUAGGCAGUAAGUUAACAGGGCUGAAGCUACUGUAAUCACUACCUAUAGGACAGACUAUGGCUACUUCCAAAAUGGCUCCCUAUUCCUGUGCACUAAUUUAGACCUACAGUAUACAUGUACAGUAUAAACCGUCAACGUGACAGUGCCUGCCUUCCUUGCCACCCCACAUGCAGUAGAUAUAUCAACAUGAAACAUUACAUCCCUAAAUAUAAUAUAUGAAUUUGGAUAUUAGUCGGAUAUUAACCCUGCAUUAUGAACAUCCACAGACAUCUUGUAAAAUGUCUUUACCUCAUUUUCCCAACAGUUGUCUUUGCUCUUGACUGAUUACAGUAACAGACAAAUUAGGAAGUAUGUAUAUUUGACCAUGCUGUCUUCUCCCUCUCUGUGAGUGCAGGAACAAGUAGAGUACGUCUUCCUGGUCAUCUUCACCAUUGAAACCUUCACUAAGAUCCUGGCUUAUGGCUUGGUCAUGCACCCUAGCGCCUACAUCCGCAGUGGCUGGAAUUUGCUUGAUUUUGUCAUCGUUGUCGUCGGGUACGCUAGCUCAUGUCUCCAUUCCUCUUCUGUUGCCCCCUCCUUUCUGUUUAUGGUGUUUGAGCUGUAUUGUUGUUGUGCGGCUGUUGUUGCAGGUUGUUCAGUGUGGUUGCUGAGGGCACAGCCGACCACAAGCCUGGAGAGGCCCACCACGCAGCAGGCAAACCAGGAGGACUGGAUGUCAAAGCUCUCAGAGCCUUCAGGGUGCUGCGACCCCUUAGGCUGGUGUCUGGUGUGCCCAGUAAGUUUGCGUGUGUGUGUUUGUGUGUGUGUGUGUGUGUGUUUCAGUAAAACUCAUCUCUCGGCUGUGUGUAUGUGUGUGUGCGUGUGUGUUUGUCCAGGUCUCCAGAUUGUCUUGAACUCCAUCAUGAAAGCCAUGGUUCCCCUGCUCCACAUUGGUCUACUGGUCAUGUUUGUCAUCAUCAUCUAUGCCAUUAUCGGUCUGGAGCUCUUCCUCGGCAGGAUGCACAAGACCUGUUUCUACGUGGGCACAGGUACAAACUUCACUUACAACACAAACAAGUAUACUGUACUGUACUGUACAUACACUGCUCCAUACUGUACAUACACACCCUAACACUAUAUUAAAGAGUUACAUUUGAGUCAUUGUACGCAGACAGGGGUAAACAAGUUAUUUACAUAAAAGUUUGUUAUCACCUAAUGCUUUGGAAGAUUUCCAUCUUUUUACUAAGAAGACUAAGACAUUUGUCACGUUGAGUGACCUCCUCAUGUUGUCCUCUCUCCCAGAACUGAACGUGGAUGAUGACCCCACACCGUGUGCGUUUGCUGGAAAUGGGCGCGAUUGUGUGGGCAAUGGGACAGAGUGCAGAGGACCGUGGGAGGGGCCUAAUGGCGGGAUCACUAAUUUUGACAACAUAUUUUUUGCCAUGCUGACUGUGUUCCAGUGUAUCACCAUGGAGGGCUGGACCGAUGUGCUAUACUGGGUAACAUCAGCCUCUCUUUUCUUUCUUGGCUGCAUCAUAAAUGGUACCCUAUUCCCUAUAGUGCGUUACUUUUGACCUGUGGACCUGGUCAAAGUAGUGCACUACAUAGGGAAAAGGAUGGCAUUUUGGAUGCAGCCCUAGGACUUUUCUUUCUUCCUAUUCUUAACUACUCCUCUGAUUUAAUUUUACUUAAAUGAUCUAUCUUAAUAUAAAUAUAAAACAGUGUCUGAUAAUCUAUCAAUCAAUCAAUCAAAUGUAUUUAUAAAGCCCUUUUUACAUCAGCAGUUGUCACAAAGUGCUUCUACAGAAACCCAGCCUAAAACCCCAAAGAGCAAGCAAUGCAGAUGUAGAAGCACGAUUAACCAUGCUUAAUCUCCCUCUGUCUCUUUCUGUAUUCCUGCAGAUGAACGAUGCAAUAGGCUUUGAGAUGCCCUGGGUGUACUUUGUCUCUCUGGUCAUAUUUGGCUCGUUUUUCGUACUCAACCUUGUAUUGGGAGUGUUGAGCGGGUGAGUGAGUGGAAGUUUGUGUGUAUGUUUGUCUUGUUUUACAUUUGUGUGUGAAGGCCUUAUCCGAGUAUAGAUUGUGUGCUGACCCUCUACAUGUGCAUCUGUACGUGUGUCUCUGUGUGUAGCGAGUUCUCCAAGGAAAGAGAGAAGGCUGUGGCUCGUGGAGAGCUGCAGGACGCCCAGAAUAAGAAGCAGAUGGAGGAGGACAUGUGUGGCUACAUGGACUGGCUCAUCGAGGCCGAGGAUGUGGAUGAGGAAGGAAAUAAACGUAUGGUUAACUGACUGACUGAGACACACAUAUAUACACACACACACACACACACACACACACACAUACAAAUAUAAACACACACACAAACAAAUAAAUGCACACGCAGACAAACACAGCCUUGCACCCAUAUAGUCAACCUUUCCUUUGUCUCCUAACAAGGUGCUGCUGUUGCCAAGAAGAAAAUGAUGAAGAAGUUUGGCUGGUAUAAACACAGCGAGGACGGAGGUAUGAUGAUUUGUCACUCUUCUCACUGUUACUGUCUGUGUAGUAACGCAGGAAAACUGAAAUCUGUUUUACCUCAUUUCUACCGGCAUGUCACAUGUGCAUCCAGAGGAAAAAAAAAACUCUAGACCACCUUCACUCCACACACAGAGACGCGUACAACACUCUCCCUCGCCCUCCAUUUGGCAAAUCUGACCAUAGUUCUAUCCUCCUGAUUCCUGUUUAGACGCAAAAACUAAAGCAGGAAGUACCAGUGACUCACUCAAUACGGAAGUGGUCAGAUGAUGCAGAUGCUAAGCUACAGGAAUGUUUUGCUAGCACAGACUGGAAUAUGUUCUGGGAUUCAUCCGAUGGCAUUGAGGAGUAUACCACAUCAGUCACCGGCUUCAUCAAUAAGUGCAUCGAUGACGUCGUCCCCACAGUGUACAUAUCCCAACCAGAAGUCAUGGAUUACAGGCAACAGCUAAAGGAGCGGGACACUAAUCCGGACGCUUAUAAGAAAUCCCGCUAUGCCCUCAGACCAACCAUCAAACAGGCAAAGCGUCAAUACAGGACUAAGAUUGAAUCCUACUACACCGGCACUGACACUUAUCGGAUGUGGCAGGGCUUGCAAACUAUUUCGGAUUACAAAGGGAAGCCCAGCCACAAGCUGCCCAGUGACACGAGCCUACCAGACGAGCUAAAUGCCACUAAUGCUCGCUUCGAUGCAAGCAACAUUGAAGCAUACAUGAGAGCACCAGCUGUUCUGUGUGAUCACUCUCUCUGUAGCCGAUGUGAGUAAGACCUUUAAACAGGUCAACAUUCACAAGGCCGCAGAGCCAGACGGAUUACCAGGACGUGUACUCAGAGCAUGCGCUGACCAACUGGCAAGUUUCUUCACUGACAUUUUCAACAUGUCCCUGACCGAGUCUGUAAUACCUACAUGUUUCAAGAAGCCACCAUAGUCCCUGUGCCCAAGAACGCCAAGGUAACCUACCUAAAUGACUACCGCCCCAUAGCACUCACAUCUGUAGCUAUGAAGUGCUUUGAAAGGCUGGUCAUGGCUGACAUCAACACCAUCAUCCCAGAAACCCUAGACCCACUCCAAUUCGCAUACUGCCCCAACAGAUCCACAGAUGACGCAAUCUCUAUAGCACUCCACACUGCCCUCUCCCACCUGGACAAAAGGAAUACCUACGUGAGAAUGCUGUUCAUUAACUACAGCUCAGCAUUCAACACCAUAGUGCCCUGAGACCUCAUCACUAAGCUAAGAACCCUGGGACUAAACACCUCCCUCUGCAACUGGAUCCUGGACUUCCUGACGGGUCGCCCCCAGGUGGUAAGGGUAGGCAACAACACAUCUGCCACGCUGAUCCUCAACACGGGGGCCCCUCAGGGGUGCAUGCUUAGUCCCCUCCUGUACUCCCUGUUCACCCACGACUGCAUGGCUAAGCACGACUCCAACACCAUCAUAAAGUUUGCCGACGACACAACAUUGGUAGGCCUGAUCACUGACAACGAUAAGACAGUCUAUAGGGAGGAGGUCAGAGACCUUGCAGUGUAGUGCCAGGAUAACAACCUCUCCCUCAACGUGAUCAAGACAAAGGAGCUGAUCAUGGACUACAGGAAAAGGAGGGCCGAGCACGCCCCCAUUCACAUCGACAGGGCUGUAGUGGAGCGGGUCAAGAGCUUCAAGUUCCUUGGUGUCCACAUCACCAACAAACUAUCAUGGUCCAAACACACCAAGACAGUCGUGAAGGGGGCACGACAACGCAUAUUCCCCCUCAGGAGACUGAUUUGGCAUGGGUCCUCAGAUCCUCAAAAAGUUAUACAGUUGCACCAUCGAGAGUAUCCUGACUGGUUGCAUCACCGCCUGGUAUGGCAACUGCUCGGCAUCUGACCGUAAGGCGCUACAGAGUGUAGUGCGUAUGGCCCAGUACAUCACUGGGGCCAAGCUUACUGCCAUCCAGGAUCUCUAUACCAGGUGGUGUCAGAGAAAGGCCCUAAAAUAUGUCAAAGACACCAGCAACCCUAGUUAUAGACUGUUCUCUCUGCUACCGCACGGCAAGCGGUACUGGAGCACCAUGUCUAGGUCCAAAAGUACCCCCACACAUUGACUUGGAACCGGUACCCCCUGUAUAUAGCCUCGUUAUUGUUAUUUUAUUGUGUAACUUUUUUAUUUUACUUUAUUUUAUUUAGCAAAUAUUUUCUCACUCUGCACUGUUCGUUAAGGGCUUGUAAGUAAGCAUUUCACGGUAAGGUCUACACCUGUUGUAUUCGGCACAUGUGACAAAUACAAUUUGAUUUGAUUUGAUUUGUACUACUUGGCUCUCUGUAAUCUAAUCUAUGGCUUUGCUUUGUGUUCAACAGAAUCGGAUUCAGACUCUGAAUUUGAAGCAUAUCUCGAUGACGACAAUGGCUGCUGCGCAUCUCUUAUGUAAGGAAAUAAACAAAUGUAUUUGAAAUUCAUUAUUUGUUAAUUAGAUGUCAUUGUUAUCAAUGUUGUCAUGUAAUGGUUCUUUAUCCUUUUUUUGCAGGGCUAAAAUGAUGGCCAACAGUUUCUGGUAAAUUGAGCAGGAUAGCUCUAAGAAUAUAUACAAUAAUGUUUUAUUUUCAGUUUUUUAAUGAGAAAGUACUCUACACUACAGACUUUUGACAAAGCCGGUUUCUGACCCUUCCGCUCCUACUAUAACGUGUCUCCUGUUUCUCUCUUCACUCAGUGAACAGCUAUGCCAACUGAACCAUGCCUUUCGGAAGAACUGUCGUGUAGCAGUCAAAUCCCAGAACUUCUACUGGCUGGUGCUUGUUCUGGUGUUUCUCAACACUGCAGCCAGUGCCUCUGAACACUACGGCCAGCCCAAGUGGCUCACUGAGAUGCAGGGUUAGGAUACACUUUCCACUCUACUUCUCUUCCUGUUAUUCCUUCGCUCUCCACCUACCUGUAUCUGUUCUUUUCUAUUUGUUUCCGCAUGUCCUCCUCCCCUCUCUCAUUUCUCUAUGUAAUUUCUCCCUAAUUCAGCAUGGUGACAUAGACAUCAGGAAAAAAUACAAAUAAAAAAUAUAUAAAUAAAUAACCUUUAUUUUCUCUGUCUUUUCUUCAGAGCGGGCCAAUAAGAUCCUGUUGAUGUUGUUCACGCUGGAGAUGCUGUUAAAGAUGUACAGUUUCGGUUUCCAAAUUCACUUCAUGGCUCUGUUUAACCGCUUCGACUGCUUCGUGGUGUGUGGUGGCAUCCUGGAGACGGUCUUGGUUGAGUUGGAGAUCAUCCCUCCCAUCGGCAUCUCUGUGCUGCGCUGCGUCCGCCUGCUCAGGGUGUUCAAAGUCACACGGUCAGUAACUGCUAGCCUGGUCCCAGAUCUGUUUGGUCUGUCUUGCUAGCUUGGUCCCAGAUCUUUCCGGAAUACGCUGCUAUGCAAAUUAAAAUGCACUUCUGAAAGAACUAUCUGGAAUGUCACUCUGCAAUUGAUACAUUUCAUGCAUGCAUUCAGUAUGGAAGGCUACUGCAUACCUUGAUUCUUUACCCUCAAACAUUGAAACCGUCUGUCUCCUGUUUAGGCACUGGGCAGCCCUGUCAGGCCUGGUCAAUUCACUGCUCAACUCCAUGAAGGCUAUCUGCUCCCUGCUGCUCCUGCUCUUCCUCUUCCUCAUCAUCUUCUCCCUGCUGGGGAUGCAGCUGUUUGGGGGCAAAUUCAACUUUGAUGAGACUCAGAUGAAGAGAAGCACGUUCGACACUUUCCCCCAGGCCCUGCUCACCUGCUUCCAGGUGAAAUAAUUCUAACACUCCUCACACUACUAUCGAAUUCUACAUGCUUGCACUUUUCAUUACAGCCGCGCACUCUCUCUCUCUCUCUCUCUCUCUCUCCUCUCUCUCUCUCUCUCUCUCUCUCUCUCUCUCUCUCUCUCUCUCUCUCUCCCUCUCUCUCCCUCUCUCUCUCUCUCUCUCUCCCUCCCUCCCUCCCUCCCUCUCAUUUUCUCCUCUGUAGAUCCUUACAGGAGAGGACUGGAAUGCUGUAAUGUAUGAUGGGAUCAUGGCUUAUGGCGGGCCAGUCUUCCCACAGAUGAUUGUGUGUAUCUAUUUCGUCUCCCUCUUUGUUGUCGGCAACUGUAUCCUUUCUGUUAACCAAGAAAGAGAGAGUUAUUAUAUAACUUGCAUUUCUACAAUGCCAUUCAAUGUACACAAACCUCUAUCAAUACAGACUGUACUCUAUAAGAUCUGUAUUCACUGAUGUUCUCAAGCUCUUGGUCAAUUCCUUAAUAUCUCUUGAUCAGAUAUCCUGCUCAAUGUCUUCUUGGCUAUCGCUGUGGACAACUUGGCAGGUGGAGAUGGUGGAAAAAAGCAAGUAGAGUAAGUAUCACAAAAUCCAAACGAAUAAAAUGGAUAAUUUGAUGGUCUGGGUAUAUUACUAGACAUACAGUGCAUUCGGAAAGUAUUCAGACCCUUUGACUUUUCCCACAUUUUGUUACAUUACAGCCUUAUUCUAAAAUGGAUUAAAUUGUUUAUUCCCCCUCAUCAAUCUACACACAAUACCCCAUAAUGACAAAGCAAAAAUAGGUUUUUAGACUUUUUUGAAAAUGUAUUAAAAAUUAAAAAAUUAAAAAUCACAUUUACAUAAGUAUUUAGACCCUUUACUCAGUACUUUGUUGAAGAACCUUUGGCAGCAAUUACAGCCUUGCGUCUUCUUGGGUAUGACGCUACAAGCCUGGCACACCUGUAUUUGGGGAGUUUCUCCCAUUCUUCUCUGCAGAUCCUCUCAAGCUCUGUUAGGUUGGAUGGGGAGCAUCACUGCACAGCUAUUUUCAGUUCUCUCCAGAGAUGUUUGAUCGGGUUCAAGUCCGGACUCUGGCUGGGCCACUCAAGGACAUUCAGAGACUUGUCCCGAAGCCACUCCUGCGUUGUCUUGGCUGUGUGCUUAGGGUCGUUGUCCUGUUGGAAGGUGAACCUUAGGCCCAGUCUGAGGUCCUGAGCGCUCUGGAGCAUGUUUUCAUCAAGGUUUCUCUGUCCUUUGCUCCGUUCAUCUUUCCCUCGAUCCUGACUAGUCUUCCAGUCCCUGCCGCUGAAAAACAUCCCCACAGCAUGAUGCUGACACCAUCCUGCUUCACCGUAGGGAUGGUGCCAGGUUUCCUCCAGACGUGACACUUAGCAUUCAGGCCAAAGAGUUCAAUCUUGGUUUCAUCAGACCAGAGAAUCUUGUUUCUUGUGGACUGAGAGUCCUUUACAUGCCUAUUGGCAAACUCCAAGCGGGCUGUCAUGUUCCUUUGACUGAGGAGAGGCUUCCGUCUGGUCACUCUACCAUAAAGGCCUGAUUGGUGGAGUGCUGCAGAAAUUGUUGUCCUUCUGGAAGAUUCUCCCAUCUCCACAGAGGAACUCUGAAGCUCUGUCAGAGUGACCAUUGGGUUCUUGGUCACCUCCCUGACCAAGGCCUUUCUCGCCCGAUUUCUCAGUUGGCCGGGCGGCCAGCUCUCGGAAGAGUCUUAGUGGUUCCAAACUUCUUCCAUUUAAGAAUGAUGGAGGCCACUGUGUUCUUGGGGACCUUCAAUGCUGCAGAAAUGUUUUGGUACCUUCACCAGAUCUGUGCCUCGACAUAAUCCUGUCUCGGAGCUCUACGGACAAUUCCUUCAACCUCAUGGCUUGGUUUUUGCUCUCACAUGCACUGUCAUCUGUGGGACCUAUAUAUCCAAAUCAUGUCCAAUCAAUUGAAUUUACCACAGGUGGACUCAAAUCAAAUUGUAGAAACAUCUCAAGGAUGAUCAAUGGAAACAAGAUGCACCUGAGGUCAGUUUCGAGUCUCAUAGCAAAGGGUCUGAAUACUUAUGUAAAUAAGGUAUUUUCCGUUUGUAUUUGUAAUACAUUUGCAAAAAUGUCUAAAAACCUGUUUUGACUUUGUCAUUAUGGGGUAUUGUGUGUAGAUUGAUGAGGGGAAAAAACUAUUUAAUCCAUUGGAAAAAGUAAAGGGGUCUGAAUACUUUCAGAAUGCACUGUAGCUAAAUAGAAUCAGUAAUAAGGACAAUAAGUAGAUGGUGAAGAAAAACAAAGUGGUGAAUGAAUGGUUUUGCAGAGAGAAAAAGGAUGAUGAAGAGGACUGGGACGAAGAUGAAGACAAAGAGGAAGAUGCGGCGGUAUGUACCUAGAUGUUGUUUCAGGGGACAAAUACACUACAAUAUUUUCUACUGCAGCUACUCUUAUGGGCUGCAACUUUCUCCAGCUGAUAAUGGUUCAGAAGGAGUGUCUGUGCUCCUCAGUGUUUUCAAGAUAAAAGAUAAUCUCAUGUUUGCAUUUAUUUUUUCCUUGUGCAGAAUGAGAUGGAUGACUGGGAGGAGAAUGAGGAGUUGAGAGCCAUCGAGGGUCUGGAGGGUAAGUGUCGUUCCAUACACCUCAGAAGGAUUCUUAUCAGACUGUGUGAUACAUGGAUUGUUCUCUAAAUCUGCUGAUCUGAUCAACUCCCCUCUCUAGGAAUCAUGCCUGUGAAGCCUGAAUCCGCUCCAAAAGAGAAGAUUGAACCCAUUCCAGAUGGGAGCUCCUUCUUCAUUCUUGGAAAGAGAAACUGGUAAGUCACAGCCACAGAGCCCUAUGGGCCCUGGUCAAAUGUAGUGCACUAUAUAGGGAUUUGUGUGCCAUUUCAGAGCACCCAUAUCACUUGCAUGGUCUCUCCUCUCCCCUCAGCCUUCGAGUGGCCUGUCACAAUCUCAUCCACCACUCCUACUUCACCAACCUCAUCCUCGUCUUCAUCAUCGCCAGUAGUAUUUCUCUGGCCGCUGAGGAUCCAAUCAGAGCUCACUCCUUUAGGAACAACGUAAGGCAAAAAAAAAAAACAGCCUCUAGAUAUCUACUCUGCCAACAGUCAGUCCCGCCCUCACAACCAAGCACUACCUAGCGCCCAAUCAAUAUCUAUAGUCUAUAACUGGCAUUCAAAACUACCGUUCACACUCUCACUCAACUACCAUACAUCUACCCUCACUGCUCAAUGGUUUCAACCAAAACUGCUGUUCUCAUACUCACCUUACACCGCCCACCACCAAAUAGUGUUUCUGUAUUGUUGUCAUAAUGCUGACAUAGGAUAUCUUCUCUAUCCUCAGAUGCUUGGCUACGCUGAUUAUGCAUUCACUUCCAUAUUCACUGUGGAAAUCAUACUGAAGGUAAAAUGUGACCAGAUAUGCAGAUUAAAUGGACAAAGCACUUUUGGGAUUAUACUACAUUUUGGAAUAUUACUUCAUUGUGAAUUGACAAUGAUCUGCAUAGGCUAUCUUUCCUUCAGGCAGUAGAUAUACAGUACCAGUCAAAAGAUUGGACACACCUACAGUGAGGGAAAAAAGUAUUUGAUCCCCUGCUGAUUUUGUACGUUUGCCCACUGACAAAGAAAUGAUCAGUCUAUAAUUUUAAUGGUAGGUUUAUUUGAACAGUGAGAGACAGAACAACAACAAAAAAAUCCAGAAAAACGCAUGUCAAAAAUUUUAUAAAUUGAUUUGCAUUUUAAUGAGGGAAAUAAGUAUUUGACCCCCUCUCAAUCAGAAAGAUUUCUGGCUCCCAGGUGUCUUUUAUACAGGUAACGAGCUGAGAUUAGGAGCACACUCUUAAAGGGAGUGCUACUAAUCUCAGCUUGUUACCUGUAUAAAAGACACCUGUCCACAGAAGCAAUCAAUCAAUCAGAUUCCAAACUCUCCACCAUGGCCAAGCCCUAAGAGCUCUCCAAGGAUGUCAGGGACAAGAUUGUAGACCUACACAAGGCUGGAAUGGGCUACAAGACCAUCGCCAAGCAGCUUGGUGAAAAGGUGACAACAGUUGGUGCGAUUAUUCGCAAAUGGAAGAAACACAAAAUAACUGUCAAUCUCCCUCGGCCUGGGGCUCCAUGCAAGAUCUCACCUCAUGGAGUUGCAAUGAUCAGCCCAGGAAUCAGCCCAGAACUACACGGGAGGAUCUUGUCAAUGGCCUCAAGGCAGCUGGGACCAUAGUCACCAAGAAAACAAUUGGUAACACACUACGCCGUGAAGGACUGAAAUCCUGCAGCGCCCGCAAGGUCCCCCUGCUCAAGAAAACACAUAUACAGGCCCGUCUGAAGUUUGCCAAUGAACAUCUGAAUGAUUCAGAGGAGAACUUAGUGAAAGUGUUGUGAUCAGAUGAGACCAAAAUCAAGCUCUUUGGCAUCAACUCAACUCGCCGUGUUUGGAGGAGGAGGAAUGCUCCCAAUGACCCCAAGAACACCAUCCCCACCGUCAAACAUGGAGGUGGAAACAUUAUGCUUUGGGGGUGUUUUUCUGCUAAGGGGACAGGACAACUUCACCGCAUCAAAGGGAUGAUGGACGGGGCCAUGUACCGUCAAAUCUUGGGUGAGAACCUCCUUCCCUCAGCCAGGGCGUUGAAAAUGGGUCGUGGAUGGGUGUUCCAGCAUGACAAUGACCCAAAACACACGGCCAAGACAACAAAGGAGUGGCUCAAGAAGAAGCACAUUAAGGUCCUGGAGUGGCCUAGCCAGUCUCCAGACCUUAAUCCCAUAGAAAAUCUGUGGAGGGAGCUGAAGGUUCGAGUUGCCAAAGGUCAGGCUCGAAACCUUAAUGACUUGGAGAAGAUCUGCAAAGAGGAGUGGGACAAAAUCCCUCCUGAGAUGUGUGCAAACCAGGUGGCCAACUACAAGAAACGUCUGACCUCUGUGAUUGCCAACAAGGGUUUUGCCACCAAGUACUAAGUCAUGUUUUGCAGAGGGGUCAAAUACUUAUUUCCCUCAUUAAAAUGCAAAUCAAUUGAUAACAUUUUUGACAUGCGUUUUUCUGGAUUUAUUUUGUUGUUAUUCUGUCUCUCACUGUUCAAAUAAACCUUCCAUUAAAACUAUAGACUGAUAAUUUCCUUGUCAGGGUGCAAACGUACAAAAUCAGCAGGGGAUCAAAUACUUUUUUCCCUCACUGUAUGUAUGUAUGUAUGUAUGUAUGUAUGUAUGUAUGUAUGUAUAUAUAUAUAUAUAUAUAUAUAUAUAUAUAUAUAUAUAUAGAUAUAUACACUGCUCAAAAAAAUAAAGGGAACACUUAAACAACACAAUGUAAUUCCAAGUCAAUCACACUUCUGUGAAAUCAAACUGUCCACUUAGGAAGCAACACUGAUUGACAAUCAAUUUCACAUGCUGUUGUGCAAAUGGAAUAGACAACAGGUGGAAAUUAUAGGCAAUUAGCAAGACACCCCCAAUAAAGGACUGGUUUUGCAGGUGGUGACCACAGACCACUUCUCAGUUCCUAUGCUUCCUGGCUGAUGUUUUGGUCACUUUUGAAUGUUGGCGGUGCUUUCACUCUAGUGGUAGCAUGAGACGGAGUCUACAACCCACACAAGUGGCUCAGGUAGUGCAGCUCAUCCAGGAUGGAACAUCAAUGCGAGCUGUGGCAAGAAGGUUUGCUGUGUCUGUCAGCGUAGUGUCCAGAGCAAGGAGGCGCUACCAGGAGACAGGCCAGUACAUCAGGAGACAUGGAGGAGGCCGUAGGAGGGCAACAACCCAGCAGCAGGACUGCUACCUCCGCCUUUGUGCAAGGAGGAGCAGGAGGAGCACUGCCAGAGCCCUGCAAAAUGACCUCCAGCAGGCCACAAAUGUGCAUGUGUCUGCUCAAACGGUCAGAAACAGACUCCAUGAGGGUGGUAUGAGGGCCAGACGUCCACAGGUGGGGGUUGUGCUUACAGCCCAACACCGUGCAGGACGUUUGGCAUUUGCCAGAGAACACCAAGAUUGGCAAAUUCGACACUGGCGCCCUGUGCUCUUCACAGAUGAAAGCAGGUUCACACUGAGCACAUGUGACAGACGUGACAGAGUCUGGAGACGCUGUGGAGAACGUUCUGCUGCCUGCAACAUCCUCCAGCAUGACCGGUUUGGCGGUGGGUCAGUCAUGGUGUGGGGUGGCAUUUCUUUGGGGGGCCGCACAGCCCCCCAUGUGCUCGCCAGAGGUAGCCUGACUGCCAUUAGGUACCGAGAUGAGAUCCUCAGACCCCUUGUGAGACCAUAUGCUGGUGCGGUUGGCCCUGGGUUCCUCCUAAUGCAAGACAAUGCUAGACCUCAUGUGGCUGGAGUGUGUCAGCAGUUCCUGCAAGAGGAAGGCAUUGAUGCUAUGGACUGGCCCGCCCGUUCCCCAGACCUGAAUCCAAUUGAGCACAUCUGGGACAUCAUGUCUCACUCCAUCCACCAACGCCACGUUGCACCACAGACUGUCCAGGAGUUGGCGGAUGCUUUAGUCCAGGUCUGGGAGGAGAUCCCUCAGGAGACCAUCCGCCACCUCAUCAGGAGCAUGCCCAGGCGUUGUAGGGAGGUCAUACAGGCACGUGGAGGCCACACACACUACUGAGCCUCAUUUUGACUUGUUUUAAGGACAUUACAUCAAAGUUGGAUCAGCCUGUAGUGUGGUUUUCCACUUAAAUUUUGAGGGUGACUCCAAAUCCAGACCUCCAUGGGUUGAUAAAUUUGAUUUCCAUUGAUCAUUUUUGUGUGAUUUUGUUGUCAGCACAUUCAGCUAUGUAAAGAAAAAAGUAUUUAAUAAGAUUAUUUCAUUCAUUCAGAUCUAGGAUGUGUUAUUUUAGUGUUCCCUUUAUUUUUUUGAGCAGUGUAUAUACGUACAUACAUACAUACAUACAUACAUACAUACAUACACUACCAGUCAUAUAUAUAUAUAUAUAUAUAUAUACAUACAUACAUACAUACAUACAUACAUACAUACAUACAUGCAUACACUACCAGUCAAAAGUUUGGACACACCUACACAUUCAAGUUUAUUUUAUUUAUUUUCUAGUUUUUUACAUUGUAGAAUAAUAGUGAAGACGUCAAAACAGCAGCCAACAAGUGCUCAGCAUAUGUGGGAACUCCUUCAAGACGGUUGGAAAACCAUUCCAGGUGAAGCUGGUUGAGAGAAUGCCAAGAGUGUGCAAAGCUGUCAUCAAGGCAAAGGGUGGCUCUUUGAAGAAUCUCAAAUAUAAAAUAUAUUGUAAUUUGUUUAACACUUUUUUGGUUGCUACAUGAUUCCAUAUGUGUUAUUUCAUAGUUUUGAUGUCUUCACUACUAUUCUACAAUGUAGAAAAUAGUAAAAAUUAAGAAAAACCGUUGAAUGAGUAGGUGUGUCCAAACUUUUGAAUUGUACUCUAUGUCUAUCUAUAAACGUAUAUUGGAGUGCACAUGGCAGUGUAAGUGCCAUUUAGAAUGAAUCACCCUUAACUCUUGUGAUUUUUCUCCCGCUCUAGGUGACGGUUUUUGGUGCAUUCCUUCAUCCUGGCUCCUUCUGUAGGAAUGCCUUCAACCUCCUGGACCUGCUGGUUGUCAGUGUGUCUCUCGCGUCCUUCUUCCUCCAGUGAGUAUCUGUCGGAAUGUUAGCCAAGCGGGCUCAAACCUCCGGCGUAUAGCUUAAAAGAUUGUGCCUGAUGUCGAGCAGGGGGUCCAUUGACAAUAUGGUACAACAACUUUCAACUAACCUUUACUUGGCGAUAAUGUCUUCGUUAUUCGGAUGGCUCCGGAGUCUCAUUAACUUCUGUUUCCACUUGCAGUUGGAUCUCCAAAAACCAGAGAAUAGAUAUUCAAUUCACUUUUUGUAGUGAGUGAGAAAUGGCCUCUCACAUGUGUGAAAAUCUUUGUUUGUGUUGUUUGGAUCUCGCUGUGUGAUGCCUUCUUCUACAUGUGGCUGCGGCUGCUUCGCUUACAAAUUAUUAGUUCCUUUAAAGAUAUUUUGAAAUGCCAGAUGUCCGGCAGAUAAAAUGGUGAGGAAACUCAUCACGCAGUGCAAACAUUUGAGUUAAUAUUUUUCUGAAUAUUCUCUGGUUUUUGGAUUUUGUAAGACGCUAGUGUCUUCUGAAUAAAGAACAAAGAAAGUAUUACGAAGUAAAUGUUGGUUGAAAAUAACUGUACCACGAUUUUAAUGGACCAUCGAAUCAACGGCCAUCACAAGCUAGUUAGCUAGCUAUACAGAUGAAUGUAAGAUUUGAUCAGCUAUCGGUGUGUAUGUAUGUGUGUGUGUGUGUGUGUGUGUGUGUGUAUUGUUAUGUAUACUGUAUUUAUUGUGUCUUACGAAAUACAUACUCUGGCUACACAAUACAUUUCCCAUUUGCAAGGACAAUAAAGUUGGAAUUGAAUUGAUUCUGUCCUAAAAGGGACAUUGGAAGGAUGAUGAACUGCUGUUCCUUUACAGCUCCAUGGACAGCAUUGGCCCUGAUAAUAUUGACAUUAUACUGUAACAGUACUCUCUGCAAGUCAGACAAGAAAAGUGCUGUGUGGUCCAUUCUCACACUCUUAUGUGCUUCUCUUAUACUCUCAGUUCCAGCGCUAUCUCUGUGGUCAAGAUUUUCAGGGUACUCAAAGUGCUCAGGCCUCUCCGAGCCAUCAACAGAGCCAAGGGACUCAAGGUAAUCAUUUGACCACUUUAACCACCUCUCUCUCUCUCUCUCUCUCUCUCUGUCUCUGUCUGUGUGUGUCUGUGUGUGUCUGUGUCUCUGUCUGUCUGUGUCUGUGUCUGUGUCUGUCUCUGUCUGUCUUUCUCUCUCUCUCUCUCUGUCUCUCUGUCUCUGUCUCUCUAUGGCUGUCUCUGUAUGUCUGUCUGUGUGUCUGUCUCUGUCUCUGUCUGUCUGUCUCUAUCUCUGUCUCUCUCUCUCUCUCUCUCUCUCUCUCUCUCUCUCUCUCUCUCUCUCUCUCUCUCUCUCUCUCUCUCUCUCUCUCUCUCUCUCUCUCUCUCUCUCUCUCUCUCUGUCUGUCUCUGUUUGUCCUGUCUGUCUGUCUGUCUGUAUGUCUCUGUCUCUGUCUCUGUCUCUGUCUCUGUCUCUGUCUCUGUCUCUGUCUCUGUCUCUGUCUGUCUCUGUCUCUGUCUCUGUCUGUCUCUCUCUGUCUCUCUCUCUCUUCCUCUUCCUCUCUCUCUCUUUCUCUCUCUCUCUCUUUCUCUCUCUUCCUCUCUCUCUCUCUUUCUCUCUCUCUCUCUCUGUCUCUCUCUUUCUCUCUCUCUCUCUCUCUCUCUCUGUCUCUCAAAUAACUGUACAAACGUGCUCUUGUGUCUCUGCUUUUGUUGACAGAAUGUAGUGCAGUGCGUGUUUGUGGCAAUCAAAACCAUCGGAAACAUCUUGAUCGUCACGACGCUCCUCCAGUUCAUGUUUGCUUGUAUUGGAGUGCAGCUCUUCAAGGUACUUGGUCAUUGCUUUUUUGAAAACACUCUGUGUGGUGUCUUCUCGUUAUAAAGAAAUGUGUUUGUCUGCUCUGUGUGUUACAGGGCAGAUUCUACAGUUGCACCGAUGAAGCUAAACACACUCCAUAUGAGUGCAUGUAAGACUUUAUUUUCUGUCAUUUAUUUUCUCUUUCUCUUAGCCAAUGCCUCACUUAAAUUCCUGUCAUUACAUACUAUAUGUGAUUACUAAUAAGCAUAGCUUUGUGUGUGUGUGUGUUUUGUGUUUUAGGGGGACGUUUGUGGUGUAUAAGGACGGUGAUAUGAAUCACCCUAUGGUGAGAGAGAGGAUAUGGCAAAACAGUGAAUUCAACUUUGACAAUGUGCUGCAGGGCAUGCUGGCCCUGUUCACUGUGUCUACAUUUGAAGGCUGGCCACAGUGAGUACCAAGACCACGCAUUAGUAUAUUUGAUUACCAUCUGUUUAUUCAGUAAAGCUGUUGUUCUUGUUUAAAUCUCUCUUAUUAUAAACUCUUAGGCUGCUGUACAAGGCCAUUGACGCCAAUGCUGCGAACCACGGCCCUAUCUACAACUACCGUGUGGAAAUCUCCAUAUUCUUCAUCAUCUACAUCAUCAUCAUCGCCUUCUUCAUGAUGAACAUCUUCGUGGGUUUCGUCAUCAUCACUUUCCGUGAACAGGGAGAAUCCGAGUUCAAAAACUGCGAACUGAACAAAAAUCAAGUUAGUUCUUUUCCUUGAAUAACUUAUUAUGACGUUCGUCAUUAUCACAAAGCUACUGUUCCUUAUUAUCAUGUGAAAGCCAUUCAGUGUACUGAGAAUGCAAGUUUUCCCUUCACUUCCCACGUUCCCUGUGUCUCCUGUCCUGCCCUCCACAGAGACAGUGUGUACAGUAUGCUCUGAAAGCCAAGCCCAUCAAGAUCUACAUUCCCAGAAACCCGUCCCAGCUAAAGUUCUGGAAGAUCAUCGCCUCCAGCCAGUUUGAGUACAUCAUGUUUGUCUUAAUUCUUCUCAACACCCUCACCUUGGCUGUACAGGUACAAUACUGCAGUUCCUACUAUGCCCAGUCAUAAUUUACACAUCAUAUAUAUUACAACAGGAAUAAGAUUGUAAAGCGUUUUUUAGAAAGUGAUUGGAAAUACUUUACAUAGUUUAUCAUGAGGAAGAUAAAUUCUGAUUUUUUAAAAAUUAAUGCAGGCUCUGUCGUAGCCGGCCGCGACCGGGAGACACAUGGGGCGGCGCACAAUUGGCCCAGGGUAGGGGAGGGAAUGGCCGGCAGGGAUGUAGCUCAGUUGGUAGAGCAUGGCGUUUGCAACGCCAGGGUUGUGGGUUCGAUUCCCACGGGGGGUCAGUAUGAAAAAAAUAAAUAAAUAUGUAUUCACUCACUAACUGUAAGUCGCUCUGGAUAAGAGCGUCUGCUAAAUGACUAAAAUGUAAAAAUGUAAUGAAAGGUAAUGUAUUGCUAUGUGUCUCUGUCCUCCCCCUGCAGCAUUAUGAGCAGUCUAAAACAUUCAAUGCUGUGAUGGACAUCCUCAACUUGAUCUUCACUGCCCUAUUUACCAUAGAGAUGAUCAUCAAGCUACUGGCGCUCAGAACACAUGUGAGUUCAACAGGCUUUCAGUGGACACAUUUUGAUAUCAAUACUGUGUUCUAAUGUUCCAUGUUGUAAUGUUCCGAUGACAUGCUCUAAUGUUCCAUACUAUUGACUGUGUCUGUGUAUUCAGCAAUAUUUCAUUGAUGCUUGGAACUCCUUUGACGCUCUGAUCGUUGUGGGCAGUGUGCUAGACAUCAUGGUCUCAGAGCUUAGUGUGAGUACUCUCUCUGUCUCUCCUUUAGCUGCUUCAUGUUUCCUUAUCUCUUCCAUCUUCAACUCUUUUCUUUACUUCAGGGAAACGUGAUACAUAGAAAAUGCUUGCAAUAUAGGCCUACAAAACUAUUUGUGUACAGUUAUUCAUUGUAACAUCUCUGUUUAACAAACAAAUAGCUUUAUAAUGCUCUUGUGUAUGUUCUGUCAUAUACUAAAUGAUAUCCUAUGUAUAUUUUCUGUUUUCUUCUUGUCUCUGGUAUCUCUGAAACUUCUCAUCAAUCUAGGGAGGAGACGAGGAUAUUGAAGUAAGACCACGACAGGGACACAAUUCUCUCUCUCUUUCUCUCUUUUUCUCUCUUUCUCCCUCUCUAUUUCUUUCUUUCUUUCUCUCUGUCUCUCUCUUUCUUUCUUUCUCUCUCUCUCUCUUUCUUUAUAUCUGUCACUAUCUGUCCCUCUCUCUCGCAUUAGACAUUUUUUUACAUAUUUCCUUUGUCUCUCAAUGAAUUGUGUGAAAACAAGCAACUGUUCCCUAAACCUCAGUAUUUCUCUCCAGGCAAUCGAGGCUGCAGCCAAAGCCGCAGCUGUAGCCGUACCCGGAGCUCCACCCGUGGCCAAGAAGGAAAGCGGAAAAGUGUCCAUCACAUUCUUUCGUUUGUUCCGAGUCUUGCGAUUGGUCAAGCUGCUCAGCAAAGGGGAGGGCAUUCGAACCCUCCUCUGGACUUUUGUCAAGUCCCUCCAGGUCAGUGCUAUGUUCAAACAGAUGCCAAGACAGACAGACAUACAUACACACUGGUGUAUGAUUUAGAUUUUGUAAAUAAAAUGUAUGUUUAUACCUCCCCCUCUUUCACAGGCCUUACCAUAUGUCGGUCUACUUAUUGCGAUGAUCUUCUUCAUCUAUGCUGUGAUUGGCAUGCAGGUGGGUCUCCUCCCAUUCAUUGUAUCCCCUUCAAAAGUCUUUAAAAUGCAGCUGGUGACAAUAUGCCCUAUUCUCUAACCUUUUGCAGACGUUUGGAAAGAUUGCUAUAGAUGACAACUCGCAUAUCAACAGGAACAACAACUUCCAGACCUUCUUCAUGUCUGUCCUGCUGCUCUUCAGGUGAGUUUUGAAGGAAAUAGAGAGAAAUAGUAGAUAGGUAGAAGCUUCCAUUUCUUCUCUUAUUUUUCCUCUCUUCUCUUCUCUUCAACCUUUCAUCCCCCAUUCUUUCCUCUCCUCUCCUCUUCCUCCUGUGUCUUCUUUCCUUUCCUCAGUCCUAACGUGUGUGCUCUUCCUGUAGGUGUGCCACCGGAGAGCAGUGGCAGGAGAUCAUGUUGGCAGCGUUGCCAGGGAGACCCUGUGACCCCGAGUCAGACUUUGAGCCCGGGGAUGACAACAUGUGCGGCAGCAACCUGGCCUACAUCUACUUCAUCAGUUUCUUCAUGCUCUGCGCUUUCCUGGUGAGACAACUGUCUGUGAGAGGUGUCUUUUGCAAAAGAGAAAUUCAUCUCAAUGAGACCAACUUGUAUACAUAAAGGUUCAAUCAAAAUAUGUUGACUGCAGCCAAUCUGAAGUAGACCAGCUGUGAUUGAUAAACUCUGUGUUACUCUUCUCAGAUCAUUAACUUGUUCAUUGCUGUCAUCAUGGACAACUUUGAGUACCUGACCAGAGAUUGGACUGUACUGGGUACUCAUCACCUGGACGAGUUCAAACGAGUCUGGUCGGAUUAUGACCCAGAGGCCACGUAAGAGACCACUCUCUCUAUCUCUUUUAGCUUUUUCUUUUAACAUUGAAAAAGGAUAAAAGGGAUAUGGUCUUUAUUCAGGAAACCCCUUCUGUAUGUCUGUCCUCUAUCUUUCUUUUUCUCAUUUCUCUCUUCUCAUCCCUUUCCCCCAUUUGGUCCUUUAAUUGGGCUGUUUUUGUCUGUAUUGCAGGGGUCGAAUCAAACAUAUCGAUGUGGUCACUAUGCUGCGCAGGAUCCAGCCACCCCUUGGUUUUGGCAAACUGUGCCCCCAUCGUGUGGCCUGCAAGGUAGGGCAGAUCACAUUUUAAUGUUAAAGGUUGAAUAAAUGAAAUUAUAAUAAACGUAUUAGGUUCUAAUAUUUAUAUAAUUGAAUGUUUGAUAUAUGUCACAUAUUGUGCAGUGAGAAUUAUAUCCUUUACAUACAUUUUUUAUCAAUCAAGGUCAGACUCCCACUUAAGAUAUGAAGACAGGCUACAUCUCCUACAGUCCCUCUGUAACCAGACAUACAAGCAUGUCUAAUCUAGUGAGACUAUGAUGAACUCACUCUGUCAGUGGAAUUUACUCCCUCAGUCUUGGCUGGCUUCUCUUCCCCCUGCUAAUCCAAUUAAGACCCCCACCUCAAUGCUCCACCUCCACUCCCCUCCUCCCUCCCUUCCUCUCUGACUAUAUUUCAUCUGCUUGCUCGUCCUGUCAGAGGCUGGUUGCUAUGAACGUGCCGCUGCUCAGUGACGGGACAGUCACCUUCAAUGCCACCCUGUUUGCGCUAGUCAGAACCUCACUCAAGAUCAAGACCGAGGGUCAGUUAGGUCACAUACACACACAGACACAGAGUGUAUCAUUCACACAUAAUUAUUUAGUGCAGUGGUGCUUGCGGCCUUUACUCCUGUGUUUUUAAAGGUCUUGUGUCUCGUCACUAGGGCCUGUUGACCAGGACAAUGAGGAGCUCAGGGCCAUCAUUAAGAAGAUAUGGAAGCGCACUAAGCCCAAGCUCCUUGAAGAGGUCAUUCCACCCCCUAGAGGUAAGCCACAGGAGGUGCCAUUUCAGCCAACUAGACAGAGACUUAUUAGCGUAUAACCACGCAGACCACUCUAAUGGUAGUUUAUGCAGUUUCAUGUUACAGAAAUACAGGUUUCUUUCUGUAUCUCCCUAUUUUCUGUGUUUUUUCUCUUAGUUUGUCUCUAUCACUUUCCCAUUUGCCUCCUCCCUUUGUUUAAAAUGUAUUUUCUCCCUGUCCUCCUCUGUUACAAUUCUUCCUGACUCAGGGGAAGAGGUGACUUGUGGGAAGUUCUAUGCCAGCUUCCUGAUCCAGGACUACUUUAAGAAGUUCCGCAAGAGGAAGGAGAGGGAGAGGAAGAAGAAGGGAAAGGACAAGAAAGACUCUCUCCAGGUAUCCCAGUUACCUGGCAACACUUGUUGUUACUGUUUGGUGUCUUUGUGUGUGUGUUUGUGUAUCACACUUUGUGUGUUUGUGUGUGUCAGGCAGGGCUCAGGUCACUGCAGGCACUGGCCCCAGAGUUGCAUCUGGCCUUGGCAAUGGAGGGAGAGGAUGAGGAGGGUGUAGAGGGAGAGUUGGAUGAAGAGUUCUUCAAGGUAAGUGAUUGACUGUCGUUAGUGUAUCAAAACAGUAUCUACUGAAGUGAUUUGUCUGUUCUCUGUAUUUGACAUCGCUCAAAUAAGCAAAUAUCACAUACAAUAGGUAAGCAUAAUAAAUGUUUAUAAUAUUUACAACAAAAAACAGUUGACUGUAUAUUAAAGCAAAUCUCUCUGUUUCCCCAUCCCUCCAGAAUGACAACGUUUUCGAAGAUCCUGGCACCUCUGCCACAAAUACUCCAUCCACCACUCACAUGCCAGCUGACAUGGAGGAGGGCACCACCACUGUCUUCAUGGAGCCCUUCGUCGAGCCCACAAUAUCCAGCGACGUGGUCACAGAACAGCCAUUGACAGUCAGCGAGAAACCAGAAUCAGCUCUCUCAUCCUUUGAUGUAGUGAUGGAACAGCCCACAAGAUCUGAGGCCCUCCCUCCACUAGAAGAAGCACCAGCCCCACCCCCGCCCCAACCAGCCCCAGCCGCAUCACCACCAAAAGAUCCAUCCCCUCCCCAACCAGCACCAGCCGCAAACCCACCAAAUGCCCCAUCCCAACCUCAACCAGCCCCAGUUGCUUCUCCGCCACAGGUGGUUGCUCAAUCCCCACCUCAAAUAGUGUUAGCCCCACCAGAACCAGAGGCACCUCAAAUAGUGUUAGAGGCAGCCCCUGCCCCACCUCAACCAGAGCCAGUGAUGGAGGGAAGAGGAGGUGAAACUUCCACUAAACAGCAGGUGUACUACCCACAGUACCCAGUGGGCAUGCCAACAAACAACGGGUGAGUGGAAAGGGGAGAGAAGAGGAUCUGGGUUGAAGAGUCAGAGAGUGUGUGUGUAUUCAUAAGUGUUCCCUUUCCCUCAACUUCACAGGCAUGUGUAUCAAGAGCAACCUGCAGCAUCCCUUAUCCCGUCAGAGUACAUGCAGAGUCCUACUCCUAACUUCACCAAUGGGAGAGCUGCAGGAGUGCCCUACGCCAAUGGAAACGGCAUGAAUGGGAACGUCUACAAUGGCAGUAUGAAUGGAGGUAGCAUGAAUGGAGGUAGCGCCAUCGGAAGUAGUAUGAGUGGCUACACUGGCAAUGGUUACAACGGAAAUGGCUACAAUGGAAACGGCUACAAUGGCAAUGGCAACGGUAAUGGAUUGGAGCAAUAUGUCCGGAGACGUGUUCUUCCUCCUACUCCUGCAGGUAAUCAUCACAUCGUCACAGUCUUUCUCCUCAACACCAGUGGAAUCAGUAGAAGUAGAAACACCCAGUGACAGUCUUAAUACAUUUCCAUGUAUUUUCCCUUCCAGGUCGUAAGCCGCCCUCCUUUAACAUCCAGUGUCUGAGGGCACAGCAUAGCGUGGAUGACAUCCCCAUCCCUGGCACGUACGAGAGUAACUCACCCCCAUGCAGAUCCAGACUGGUAAGACACAGACACAUGCAAAAGAAUAGUCAACCAAUGCUCACAUGAAUCAGAGAGACAUUUUGAUUUGGUACCAAAUUUGGAAUGUGGAAUUGAAAGCUGUUGAAUGUAAUAAUAGAAAUCAAGAUUUUACUCAUUGUCCUUUUGGUGUUGUCCUCCAUCCUCCUCCAGACCCUUGACUCCCGCCGCAGCAGUGUCUCCUCCAUGUCCUCGGCCUCCUGGGCCAACAAUGGAGGAGGACCUGCAGGGUCGACACCAGGAGCAGGGGUGUCAGCAGCAUCAUCAGCAGCAGCAAAGAGAGGGCGUCUGCUCUACGCCCCUCUGAUGCUGGUGGAUGAGGCCAGGGGCACCCAGCAGGUGUGGGGAGACAGGACCCAGGCCACCUCCAGUCUCCCUGCUAUUGCAACCAGGCCCAGUGGCUGGUACCCUGGAGCCCCGACACUCCCUGUGCCCACGCCCCAGAACAGGAGCUACACCAAUGGCAGGGUGCCCUCCCAGAUCAGCCAGAGCCUCAUAGAGAAGGGCAGUGCAGACAGCCUGGUGGAAUCGGUAAGUGAUGGAUGAAAUACGAUGUCCUGAUGAGAGUAAGAUAAAAGUCCCAAGGCUACAUACUGCUUAGGAUAUACGGUACUUCAUCAGGGUAAUAGUGAGUGGAGAAGUCAAGUGCACUACAAGCCUCAGUAAUUCACCUCAAAAAUAGCUUUCCUGCGGAAUUUCUAUGAAUUUCAAUUUCCCGAAGUUAGUCAGUGAUUUACACCCCAUGAAAGUUCCUCUAUUAGAGUGUUUAUGAAUAUUCAAUAAACACUUGUAUGCUGUAGGUGGUUGAGAGAGAGAUUUGUGUUCACUGUUUCACAACACUCCUUACUCUCCCACAGAUCCUGAUAUCGGAAGGCUUGGGCCUCUAUGCAAGAGACCCAAAGUUUGUGAACUUCGCCAAGCGAGAGAUCGCGGACGCAUGUAACAUGACCAUUGAUGAGAUGGAGAACGCAGCUACAGACCUGCUGACCCGUUCGGCGGGCCAGCCAAUAGGACGCUUCGAGGAGGAGCUGGCUGACGAGAUGAACUGUGUGAUUUCCUACUGAGACUAGAGAGAGGAAACAGAGAGGAAGGGAGGGAGGGAGGGGAGAGGGAGGGAGGGAGAGGGGGAGAGGGAGGGGGGGAGAGGGAGGGAGGGAGGGAGGGCAACGAGAUAGAGCUUUGUCUCCAUCAAAAUGGGGUUAAGAAUGAUGCAGCAAGCUAU